Dermatophagoides pteronyssinus (European house dust mite) is the source of this 1038-nucleotide messenger RNA. Its product is annotated as serine/threonine-protein phosphatase 5-like. The record is from RefSeq and is a predicted model, not a curated record. Lineage: Eukaryota; Metazoa; Arthropoda; Arachnida; Sarcoptiformes; Pyroglyphidae.
AUGGUGCACGAACUGAUUGCGUUCUUCAAGGCGGAUACUGCAAACGCUCUGCAGCCCGCGAUAAUUCGCUUUCUUGCGGCGCAGUGCGCGCUGCUGCACGAAGCGUUGCCCAACGUUUGCGACAUCUCGCUGGCCGAGGCGCCGGAGGACUGCAUCGUCAGCGUCUUCGGCGACAUCCACGGGCAGUUCUACGACUUGAUCCACUUUUUAGAGACGUUUGGUCUACCUAGUGCCAGCAACGUUUUCGUCUUCAACGGCGACUUCGUCGACCGCGGCAGCUUCAGCCUCGAGUGCGUCGUUCUGCUGUUCUACAUGAAGCUGAUCUGGCCCGACUUCAUUUUCCUGACGCGCGGCAAUCACGAGUCGCGCGAGCUCACGCAGUUCUACGGCUUCCGCAACGAGACGAUCCACAAGGCUGACGAGCUGACCUACAACGUGCUCAUCGAGUCGCUCAUGCGCCUGCCGGUAGCCUACGUGCUCGCGCGCGCCGUCUUCAUCGUUCACGGCGGGUUGCCGCGCAACUCGGACGUCUCGCUCGAGCAGAUCAACGCGCUGAACCGGCUCGGAAACGACGACAUCAUCCGCGACCUGCUGUGGGCUGACCCCGCUGAAGAGGCCGGCUCACACUCGAGCAAGCGCGGCGUAAGCCACAUGUUCGGCCCGGAUUUCACCGAGCGCUUUCUGCACCGCAACGCGCUGAAGCUCGUGAUCCGCUCGCACGAAAUGAAAGAUGAAGGCUACGAAAUCAUGCACGACGGAAAACUGAUCACCGUCUUCAGCGCGCCGAACUACUGCGACACGAUGAACAACUCGGCGGCAGUCAUUCGCUUUACCAAACGGAUCGAGGCGCUCGGCAACGCUAAGACGAUGCUCAACGCCAACUCUUCGCGCUUCGCACGCUAUCUGCACGAUUCGCACCCGGAGCUCGUGACUUGUGGCAUUCUGGAUAUCUUCGGGUUCGAGGCGCUGCAGUCCAACAGCCUUGAGCAGCUCUGCAUCAACUACACCAACGAGAGGCUUACACCACAGACGACAUGA